Molecule: messenger RNA, 1833 nt
Organism: Triticum turgidum subsp. durum (durum wheat)
Lineage: Eukaryota; Viridiplantae; Streptophyta; Magnoliopsida; Poales; Poaceae
Source: the annotation of a GenBank genome assembly
AUGGCGACCACGCCGCCGGCGGGCAGGGACGGGGCCGGGGGCCGGAAGAAGAGGAAGCAGGGCGGCUUCAAGACCAUGCCCUUCAUACUAGUGAACGAGGUGUGCGACAGGUUCGCCACGGCGGGGUUCGGCGCCAACCUCAUCACGUACCUGACGCAGCAGCUGCACCUGCCGCUGGUGGAGGCGUCCAACACGCUCACCAACUUCGGCGGCACGUCCAGCCUCACGCCCAUCCUCGGCGCGCUCGCCGCCGACUCCUUCGCCGGCCGCUUCUGGAUCAUCGUCGCCGGCUCCGUCUUCUACCAGCUCGGCAUGCUCGGCCUCGUCGUCUCCGCGCUGCUCCCGUCGCUCCGGCCGCGGCCCUGCUCCCCUCCCGCGGCCCCGUGCCGCCGCGCCAACGGACUGCAGCUCGCCGUGCUCUACGUCUCGCUGCUCUUCACGUCCCUCGGCUCCGGCGGCAUCCGGCCGUGCGUCGUGGCCUUCGGCGCCGACCAGUUCGACCCGCAGGAGCAGGAGCAGGACGAGGAGGAGCGCCGUGGCGUCGGUGGGACGGACACGGAGGCGGUGGCCGGGAAGAAGCGGCAGUACUUCAACCUCUACUUCUUCACCAUGGGGUUCGCCGUGCUGCUGGCGCUGACGGUGGUGGUGUACAUCCAGGAGAACGUGGGGUGGGGGUGGGGGUUCGGGAUCCCGGCCAUCGGCAUGCUCGUCUCCAUCGUGGUCUUCGUGGUCGGCUACCCGCUCUACGUCCGGCUCAAGCCGGGCGGCAGCCCGUUCACGCGGCUGGCGCAGGUCGUCGCCGCCGCCUACAAGAAGCGGCGCGCCCCGCUGCCGGAGGACCCCCGCAUGCUGUACCAGGACAAGGAGCUGGACGCGCUCAUCUCCACCAACGGCAGGCUCCUCCACACCAACCAGCUCACGUUCUUCGACCGGGCGGCGAUCGUGACGCCGGGGGACGCCGCCGGCGCCGGGAAGGUGGACCUGUGGCGGCUGUCGACGGUGCACCGCGUGGAGGAGCUCAAGUCCAUCGUCCGCAUGCUGCCCAUCUGGUCGGCCGGCAUCCUGCUCGUCACCGCCGGCUCGCACAACAACAGCUUCACCAUCCAGCAGGCGCGCACCAUGGACCGCCACGUCACCCAGCACUUCCAGAUCCCGCCGGCCACCAUGUCCAUCUUCACCACCACCGCCAUGCUCGUCACCCUGGGCCUCUACGACCGCGCCUUCGUGCCGCUGGCGCGCCGCUUCACGGGCCUGCCGGCCGGGAUCACCUACUUCCAGCGCAUGGCCGUCGGGCUGGCCAUCUCCAUCCUCAGCGUCGCCACGGCGGCGCUGGUCGAGGCCAAGCGCCGGGGCGCGGCGGCCGACCACGGGCUGCUGGACGCCCCGGGCGCCGUGGUGCCGAUGAGCGUGUUCUGGCUGGUGCCGCAGUACGCCAUCCACGGCGUGGCGGACGGGUUCUCGUCGGUGGGGCACAUGGAGUUCCUGUACGACCAGGCGCCGGAGAGCAUGCGCAGCACCGCCGCGGCGCUCUUCUGGCUCUCGGCCUCGCUCGGCAGCUACAUGGGCACGGUGCUGGUGACGGCGGUGCAGAGCGCCACGCGGGGCGGCGGCGAGUGGCUCCAGGACAACAUCAACCGGGGCAGGCUGGACGCCUACUACUGGCUCGUCACCUGCCUCAUGGUGCUCAACCUUGGCUACUACCUCGUCUGCUUCCACUUCUACACCAUGAAGCCGCUGGAGGUGGCGGAAGACGACGGCGACCACGAGAAGGAAUGCGAGCUGUCCUCCGUCCACAAAAAUGGCGACGGCGGCGCCGCCGGCGGGCUGGUAUAA